Jaculus jaculus (lesser Egyptian jerboa) is the source of this 1830-nucleotide messenger RNA. RefSeq names its product CAP-Gly domain-containing linker protein 2-like. Gene Ontology annotation, cellular component: cytoplasm; nucleus; microtubule plus-end. Gene Ontology annotation, biological process: cytoplasmic microtubule organization. The record is from RefSeq and is a predicted model, not a curated record. Lineage: Eukaryota; Metazoa; Chordata; Mammalia; Rodentia; Dipodidae. Gene Ontology annotation, molecular function: microtubule plus-end binding.
AUGGAUGUGGAAGAAAUCAAAAAGGAAAUUGUAAAAGUUUUAGAUCUGAAUGGUAUACAUCAAAUCCCUGCAUAUCUUCUCCUCUUUGUGCCGCUCCUGCAAGAGUUGCUUGCAGAGCUGUCCACGGUGGCCCAGAAGUCACGGGUCCUGCAGCUGGAAGAGGAGCUCACCCUGAAACGCCGCGAGAUGGAAGAACUUCAGCAGUGCUUGCUGCACCCGGGCCCCCCGCCCCCCGACCACCCCGAGGCCGCCGAGACCCUGCGGCUCCGAGAGCGUCUUCUGUCGGCCAGCAGGGAGCACCAGCGCGACUGCAGCCCUCGGGAGAAGCACGAGGUGGCCCUGAAGGCCUACCAGGCCGAGGCAGACAAGCUCCGCGCCGCCAACGACAGGUACGCGCGGGAGGUGGCUGACCUCAAAGCCAAGGUCCAGCAGGCCACCAGCGAGAACAUGGGGCUGUUGGACAACUGGAAAAUGAAACUUGACUCUUUGGCUUCUGACCACCAGAAGUCCCUGGGGGACGUCAAGACUACGCUGAACUCAGGCCCUGGGGCCCAGCAGAAGGAGAUCGGGGAACUUAAGGCACUCCUGGAUGGCAUCAAGAUGGAGCACCAGCUGGAGCUGGGCAACCUGCAAGCCAAGCACAACCUGGAGACGGCCAUGCACGGGAAGGAGAAGGAGGGCCUGCGGCAGAAGCUGCAGGAGUCCCGGGACGAACUGGCCGGCCUGCAGCAGCACUGGCGGGCCCAGCUGGAGGCGCAGGCCAGCCAGCACCGGCUCGAUCUGCAGGAAGCCCAGGACCAGUGCCGCGACGCCCAGCUGCGCGUGCAGGAGCUGGGGGGACUCGACGGCGAGUACCGCGGCCAGGCGCAGGCCAUCGAGUUCCUCAAGGAGCAGAUCUCGCUGGCUGAGAAGAUGAUGCUGGACUAUGAGCUCUUACAGCGGGCUGAGGCCCAGAGCAGGCAGGAGGCUGAGCUACUCCGGGAGAAGCUUCUGGUUGCUGAGAACAGACUCCAGGCGGUUGAAUCCUUGUGUUCUGCCCAGCAUAGCCACGGAGGCACCACUCGUCAUCAUGUGAUCGACUCCAAUUAUAUUUCUGAGGAAACAAUCCAGAUGAAGGAGACCAUAGAGGGCCUGCAGGACAAGCUCAACAAGAGGGGCAAAGAGGUGGCAGCCUUGGUGUCCCAGAUCGAGAUGCUCAGGGCCCAAGUAAGUGCCCUGGAGAACAAGUGUAAGUCAGGAGAGAAGAAGGUGGACUCCCUUCUGAAGGAGAAGAGAGGUCUGGAGGCGGAGCUGGAGACUGAGUCACCGAAGACCCAUAAUGCCUCAGGCCAGCUGGUCCACAUCAGCCAAGAACUGCUGAGGAAGGAACGGAGUCUGAACGAGCCACGGGUGCUGCUGUUAGAGGCCAAUCGCCUCCCCGGGCCUGAGAGGGACCUGAGCCGCGAGGUACACAAGGCCGAAUGGCGGAUGAAAGAGCAGAAACUCAAGGACGACAUCCGGGGCCUGCGUGAAAAGCUGACGGGGCUGGAUAAGGAGAAGUCGCUAUCGGAGCGGCGGCGGUACUCCCUCAUCGACCCGGCCUCUGCCCCGGAGCUGCUCCGGCUGCAGCAUCAGCUGGCCAGCACCGAAGACGCGCUACGGGACGCCCUGGACCAGGGUCAGCAGGUGGAGAGUCUCGUGGAGGCCCUAAGGGGAUGCUCCGACCCGGCCCAGGUAAACCUCGGUAGUUCCGGUUCUGCCGACGGUAUCCACCACCCGGAUAAAGCCCACAAACAGGAGACAUUAAAUGAAAACAAUGCAAGACGUGCCAAUGGUUCCAAACGGGCCUAA